CUCGAAUAAUUAUGUUCAAACUGUCAAAAUGAGACUAGUGAUAAUCAUGCUAUGCGCUACGCUAGUAGUCGCUCAUUCAGUAAUUAAUUCAUUAGAACAGAAGUUUGAGGGGCAAGCAAUGGAUGAACUGAGGGAAGACAGAAUCCACAUAAUUUUUCCUGGUACUAAAUGGUGUGGAUCAGGAAAUAUAUCGAAAAGCGAAGAGGAUCUUGGAGUCUUCAAGAAGACUGAUGCAUGUUGCAGGACCCACGAUAACUGUCCUGAUAUUAUGGCAGGCCGUGAGACAAAAUACAACCUGACCAAUCCCAGCUUUUUCACCCGUUUAUCCUGCGAUUGUGACACGAAAUUCUACAACUGUCUGAAAGAGGCUGAUAGCGCAAUAUCCCAAGAAAUUGGCUUCAUUUACUUCAAUCUACUAAGUACACAAUGCUACAAACGUGAAUUUCCGAUAAAACGCUGUCUCAAACACAUUUAUGUUCCGCGAAGGAAAUGCAAGGAAUACGAAUUGGAUGAAAGUAAAGGGAAGGUCUACCAAUUCUUCGACGUACCGAAAUUUUAAAUCACUUCAAUGUGGUGUGUAUUCAUGAAAAUAGAAAAAUAAAAAGUUCUGUAAUAAGAUUAAUUGUUUCAAUCUGACCUUAAAUUAAAACUAAUUACGUACUUUUCGUUAUUUAAUCGUUUUAUAACAAUAUUUACACUCAAUUCGAUAUAAUACAUACUAAAAAUCGGCAUACAAUUCAAUAAAUAUCACUUUAUUAUAGCUGUAUAUUGUUCCUAUAUAUUAAAACAUCUAAAAACAACAAAAUUUACAAAAGCACAAUUCAAUUGUUAACAUGAAUUGAGGAAAUUAAUUUCUAGCCUUCAAGGAGUUAAAAAGUGUGAUUUAUUUAUAAGAACUAGGUUUCAUCUGCCUGUAUCUAUAAUAAUAUAAAAUUUGUUGCAGAA
Molecule: messenger RNA, 945 nt
Organism: Coccinella septempunctata (seven-spotted ladybird)
Lineage: Eukaryota; Metazoa; Arthropoda; Insecta; Coleoptera; Coccinellidae
Product: phospholipase A2-like
Exons: 4
Coding region: 29-559 (176 amino acids)
Biological process (GO): arachidonate secretion; phospholipid metabolic process
Source: RefSeq, a predicted model, not a curated record